Molecule: messenger RNA, 3750 nt
Organism: Caenorhabditis bovis
Lineage: Eukaryota; Metazoa; Nematoda; Chromadorea; Rhabditida; Rhabditidae
Source: the annotation of a GenBank genome assembly
AUGGGCUUCUAUCAUCACUUAUCAUUAUUAUUAUUAUUAGUUGUGAGCUUCAUCUCGCUUAUUAAUGGCUUCAAUAAAACGAGCAUCGAGGAAUGCUCGCGGCUGCUCAGCGAGCACUUCAAAGAGACGUAUCGCAAGAUUUCGCACGAGGAGAUUCUGCGAAAGAACUAUGAAAAGCUCGUCGUUGAGGAGGAAUUCGACCCGCGCGUCGAAUUAAAACGAAGUCAGCAUCGAAUUGAAGAUUAUCUCAAAGUUAGGUCACAGUUCGCAUAUAAGGCAAAAAUCUCACUAGAAGCGCGAUCAGUGCGAAACGACACGGGUGUCAAUGAUCCGCAAUCAAAAUCGUUUAUCAGAUUCAUGUCUGCGAAGCAGGGUAACGAUGGCACAACAAUAUACGAAAGUAAUCAUUUCGGAAAGAAGAUCAAAGUCAACGAGACGCGAUCAUUCAAUUUAACGCAAAACGCAAAUUUCUACACACUUCCGACAUCGUUGGCAUCGUCGGCUGUGCACAUUCCGACGCCAUUAUACGAUAGAAACGAGGAUUUGCUUCGAAAAAUCGACUGGUCCGACAUUGACGCCGUUUAUCGUACGAAUCGCGACGAGACCAAAGAUCUCGCAUUCCAAUUGUUCUGCUCGGAAGCCGGCUUCAUGCGCUACUACCCGGCGGCCUCAUGGUUCUGGGACAACCAGGACGAAUAUUUGGAUCUGUUUGAUUGCCGCAAUACCGAAUGGUACAUCAAUUCGGCAACCAACUCGAAAAAUGUGCUUUUAAUGUUGGAUAUGUCAGGUUCGAUGCUCGGCCAGAGAUAUGAAGUGGCGAAGCAGACGACCGAAGCGAUUCUCGAAACAUUGUCGCACAAUGAUUAUUUCAAUAUUAUGAUGUUUUCCAAGAAUAUCCACCUUCUGGACUCGUGCAACGGCACCAACGGCCUUCUACAAGCAACAAUGCGCAACAAGAAAGCGCUUCGUCGUCGAAUGGACGGCUACUCAAGUGAAGGAAAAGCUGAUUAUGAGCCGGCGUUGACGCUCGCCUUCAAGCUUCUUCUCGGCCUUAAAGGCUCCUAUUCGCUUCACACCAAAGAGGAGAUGUCGAUGAUGAGCGCCAACGAGACCGCCGAGCAUCCGUUCCACGUGGUUCUGCCCGAGCACGUGCUGACCGCCUCGAAACAGUAUAUUGACUCGAUCAAUAAUGGAGGUGAGAAUAAUCGGGGAGCUUGCGAGCAUGUCAUCAUGCUCAUCACCGACGGUGCUCCUAGCGAUUAUGAGAAGAUCUUCCAACUUCAUAAUGCCAAUAAGAAGGUUCGAGUUUUUACGUUUUUGGUUGGCGAUGAGGCGAUCGAUUUCGACGAGGUCCGCAAAAUGGCGUGCAACAAUCGAGGAUAUAUGGUCCAUGUCGCGAAUAUGGCCGAUGUUGAUGAGAAGAUUCAGCAUUACAUUCGGCGAAUGUCUCGCGUCGUCGGCCGACACUACAAAGAAUCCGGACAGCUCUCGUGGUGGACUGGUGUGUACAGAGAGCGACUGUACCUGCCAAGACCGGAAAUUUUCGCCGAACCUGUGCCGAUCACGAAUCAAUCGUUUGCCGUCAUGAACAAGAUGGCAUCGAAGAGGAAAAUCCGACUCCAAAAAACCGAGGCGAGAAGUCGAAUGUUCGUUACGACAGUAUCGUAUCCGGUAAUCGUUAACGAGACAUUCAUGGGAGUCGCCGCUGUGAAUAUUCCAUUAACGGAAGUUGCCCAGAAAUCGCAUCCUUCCAACAUCGGGGCCAAAAGCUAUUUUUUCAUGCUCGAUCAGAAUGGAUUUGUCAUGGCGCACCCGCAAUUGAGACCAAUUGAUCCCGUAACGAAAUACCAUAAGCAAAACUAUAAUAAUAUGGAUUUGUUGGAAUUGGAAGUCGCUCAGAGUCAUUCGAUCAGAUCAAGUCAGAAGACGAGUGAAGUGUCGAAUUUGGCGUGUGAAAGUGGCAUGGGUUAUGCGGAUUGUGUUGAGGAAUUGAGAAAAACGGUUCGAAAAAUGAUGAUUGAGUGCGAUAAUAGCGAUGUUCAACAACUCGAUAUUUUAUUCGCCACCGAAACAUUGGAUCGCGUCUAUCCGCAAACGAACACUUAUUAUGCCGAAUGCAUCGGACACGCCAAUUUUGUGCUUGGACUCGCAAUUGCGAAAGGCGACGACACUCGAAUUGUGAAAAAACAAAAGAAAUACGAUUUUGGACGAGUGAAACUAGAUUGGAUGGCUGAUAAGCGAUGGAAAUUGCAUCCGCAUUGGCGGUACUGCUUUUUGAAUGACACCGACACCAAUAUUUCGAAAGAGGAAGCGUUUGAGAUCUAUGCGACACAAAUGACGCAGACUGGCAAAUGCCCCCAUUUAUGCGAAUAUCGCCGAAAUCUUGUGGAGAAGCUUCUUCUCGAUCUUGAAGCGACUAGUAAUCUUGGAGACAGCUGGGAUACUCAAUAUCAAUUUAUGAAGAAUAAUCUAAUUCAUUUGGCGUUUAUCGCGACACCGUCGGGAAUGAUUCGGUAUUACAAUUUGACGCUUGAUGAUUAUGAUUAUGUCGAUACGCGUUGGAGCAUAUUGGAUCGGAUUGGAUUGUGGAUAUCGAUUGAGCAGGCCCAGGAGUCUUAUAAUCAUUUUAUAACGGAUUUGAAUCGAAAAUCGACGGAUGAUCGGUUUUAUCGGCGAGCGGUUCGAAUGAAGGACACGAUUGUUUUCGAUGUGUCCAAUAAUUCGAAAAUUUGGUACAAAUCGUCGGAAAAAGAUACCGCCUAUGGGCACAAUGAGAAUAUGACGAUGCUCGGACAGGCUUUUAAGACGAUUAAGCUCAAAAAUGCGGUUUUGGGAGUCGCCGGCUUCGAAUUCGCCUAUGAUUAUAUUGUGGAAACGCUUGCUGAGCAUGGUUGCGCGCCGUCGAACGAUCGCAAAUGGUGUCUGUUGCUCGAUGAGCACGCCUAUGUAUUUUAUAGCAAUAAUGAGGAGAUCCGCUACGAGGAUUAUCUUGCGGGUCAAGGCCUCCAUAUUGGUUUGUAUUUUGGCGGUUUGAAUCGGGUUGCUCAGCGAGCCAUGGAGCUUCUCGUCGAGAACAAAUUCUAUACGAAGUUCACAUAUACCGAUCAUCAGGCGACAUGUCGGUCGCCGAAGAAAGUUGUGAUGUCGGCGACGAGAUAUCGGCCCUACCAGGCCGCCUUGCAGUACUUUAUGCGAAUUGCUCGAUAUUUGUGGAGAUUCGCGUCGACAAUAUUUGGAGGAUACCUCACUUGGGUCCCGCAACUACCAUAUCUUCAUGCUUAUACUGCUUCAUUCCAUGAGGGAAACGAUGUCUACCAGUGCGCGAAAGCUUCAACGUUUUAUUUUACGAAUAAGGAUGGGAAGAAUCGGCCGACGGGCACCCAUUUGGUUGGGAAUCAUCGAUCCGAGAGGCCGUGCAAAAUGAACUCGAAAUGCUCGGUGAAAAUGGAAGCCUCGUAUGUGGAGGGAACGAAUUUGCUGAUGGUUUGGAUCAAUCAGGACAAGGACAGCGAGAAUUGCUAUGAUGAAACGCAGUGCAUGAUGGAUUCUGACACAAAAGUGCCGUUUGGCUUCAAAGAAGUCAAAGGCGAUGAAGACACUUGUCAGGAUACGGAAAAACGGAAGAGUAAAGCGAACGAUGUUUGCUAUUCGAUUUUGGACGACGAUUCUGAGAAUGAACGUCGACCUUGCUCGCCGAGCUCACUGCCAUCAGCUAUUUUGGCAAUAAUCAUCACUAUUUUUGCCUUAUAA